Dreissena polymorpha is the source of this 503-nucleotide messenger RNA. RefSeq lists its product as uncharacterized. The record is from RefSeq and is a predicted model, not a curated record. Gene Ontology annotation, cellular component: myosin II complex. The transcript is spliced from 5 exons. The coding region runs from base 177 to 503 and encodes 108 amino acids. Gene Ontology annotation, molecular function: calcium ion binding. NCBI's taxonomy places the organism in Eukaryota, Metazoa, Mollusca, Bivalvia, Myida, Dreissenidae.
UCAAGAACUUAAUUAUGGUUAAUGUUAGGUGUCAAAUAGAGUGAUGAAAUGGAAUUUACUAGCCGGAUUAUAAACUAUUUGAAGAUAUAUUGAAUUUGUUUAACACAACUAUCUCAACGCAUUUAAAACUUUAACAGAUAGCCGUGAUGAAAGUGUUUCUACACACACGAUAUUAGAUGGCAACAGACAACGCUUCUUCGGAUACUCUCAACCUCUCGGAAGAAGAGAUUGCAGAGUACAAAGAAGCGUUUAACAUAUUCGACAGAGAUGGUAGCGGAGCAAUAAGUAGCCAAGAGCUCGGCAUUGUAAUGCGAUCUCUGGGUCAAGACCCUUCCGAGGAAGAGCUUGCAAAAAUGAUACACGAAGUGGACAAAGACGGCAACCAGGAGCUUGACUUUGAUGAAUUCUGCGAGCUGAUGAGCAAAACCAAGAAGGAUGUGACGAGCUAUAAAGCAAUCGAAGAAGCGUUUAAAGUGUUUGACAAGGAGGGAAAAGUGUAUUAG